CCUUUUCUAGCACUUGUGUGGCCCGACACAGAGUUCUCUGCCUUGGCGCCCGAAGCCUCUUGGGUCACCUAGAUUUCGUCAGUACCUCUGUGACCCGACGCCCCAGGCACUUGGGAUGUCAUAAUGCCAGCCAGGCUUCUCAGAGCCCUCUCCGGAUCUCACAGUAUAUUAUCUAAAGUACAUCCAUGCCAAAAGCUGGUUCAUCUAACUUUAAAGCCACUUAAGGAGUUUGGAGAUUCAACAUGCAACAGCACCCUGACAAUCCGCCAAAACUUGGAUUCAUAUUUUCCUAUUGAAGCAGCUGAUGUCUUGAGUAGGCCUUGGAUCCUGGAAAUGAACUGGAAAAUCUCAGAUGCAAGCAGACUGUCUCCAUUAAACGCUGCACACUGCCAGGAUGACAAAAUGUACCUUCCAUCUAGGAAAUCACUUGGUACUCAUAGGAAAGUGGCCCACAAGCCAAAUCUUUUGGGUUCUAAGUGGUUUAUAAAAAUAUUAAAGAGGCAUCACUCAUCUGCAUCAACUGAAACAUUUAUUCCAAGACAAGACUUUCCCCAGAUCAAGAGACCCCUGAAAGCAUCCAGGACCAGGCAGCCAUCCAGGACCAACCUUCCAGUUCUGUCUGUGAAUGAGAACCUGAUGCACUGCACAGCAUUCGCCACGGCAGAUGAGUAUCAUUUGGGAAAUCUGUCUCAGGACCUGACCUCCUGUGGAUAUGUGGAAGUAACAAGCUUGCCUACAGAUGCAGCAAAUACUUUGGUGAUGGGUGUGGAAAGUUCUGCAAAAGAAGGUGAUCCUGGAACAAUAUUCUUCUUCAGGGAAGGAGCUGCCGUGUUUUGGAAUGUGAAAGAAAAAACUAUGAAGCAUGUGCUGCAGAUUCUAGAGAAACAUGAAAUUCAACCGUAUGAAAUUGCAUUGGUACAUUGGGAAAAUGAAGAGCUUAACUACAUGAAAAUAGAGGGACAGUCUAAACUGCACAGAGGAGAAAUCAAGUUAAAUUCAGAGCUAGAUUUAGAUGAUGCCGUUCUAGAGAAAUUUGCUUUCUCCAAUGCUCUCUGCCUUUCUGUGAAACUAGCUAUUUGGGAAGCAACACUGGAUAAAUUUAUUGAGUCUAUUCAGUCAAUUCCAGAGGCUUUAAAAGCUGGGAAGAAAGUGAAACUAUCUCAUAAAGAAGUUAUGCAGAAAAUGGGUGAACUCUUUGCCCUAAGACACCGUAUAAACUUGAGUUCAGACUUCUUGAUAACUCCUGAUUUCUACUGGGACCGAGAAAACCUGGAAGAACUUUAUGAUAAAACUUGUCAAUUCCUCAGCAUUACUCGAAGAGUUAAGGUCAUGAAUGAAAAACUCCAGCACUGCAUGGAACUAACAGAUCUAAUGCGUAAUCACCUGAAUGAGAAGAGGGCACUCCGCCUGGAGUGGAUGAUUGUCAUCCUCAUCACCAUAGAGGUAAUGUUUGAGCUGGGACGAGUAUUUUUCUGAUCAUGUGAUAACCAAAAGUGUCACUGCAGGAGAUGUUCAACUUCUACAAUCAAAACGGAAUGUUCACUACUGUGUGAUUAUCUUCAUAUGUAGUUAAGACAUACAUAUAAUAGUCUUUUUCAGCCCCUAAACAUUGUUAAAUAAAAAUUAUAAACAAUCUAGUGUUUGGGUCACCGAGUUCAAAAGCACAAUACUUCAGUAAAGAACUUUGGAUAAUAACCCUAUAGGUGUAGGAAACCCAGGCAAAGGUUAUGCCUUAACAACCAAAAGACUUAAGAUUUUGGACACUAAUCUUUAACCUACACUGGGGAAAGCUAAUCUUGGCACUGGCUAAAAGAACCACACAGGAAAUGAGUGUUGGAAUCAAUAUAACAAUAUCAACACAGGCUUUUGAUGGCAGAAAUAAAC
Molecule: messenger RNA, 1884 nt
Organism: Fukomys damarensis (Damara mole-rat)
Lineage: Eukaryota; Metazoa; Chordata; Mammalia; Rodentia; Bathyergidae
Gene: Rmnd1
Product: required for meiotic nuclear division 1 homolog
Exons: 12
Coding region: 124-1476 (450 amino acids)
Biological process (GO): positive regulation of mitochondrial translation
Source: RefSeq, a predicted model, not a curated record